Triticum dicoccoides is the source of this 3774-nucleotide messenger RNA. RefSeq names its product kinesin-like protein KIN-5A. The transcript is spliced from 23 exons. Gene Ontology annotation, cellular component: mitotic spindle; spindle microtubule. Gene Ontology annotation, biological process: mitotic spindle assembly; spindle elongation; microtubule-based movement. NCBI's taxonomy places the organism in Eukaryota, Viridiplantae, Streptophyta, Magnoliopsida, Poales, Poaceae. Gene Ontology annotation, molecular function: microtubule binding; plus-end-directed microtubule motor activity; ATP binding. The record is from RefSeq and is a predicted model, not a curated record. Bases 330 to 3512 code for a protein of 1060 amino acids.
GCAAAGCUGGGGUGGGGCAGAUAGAAGAAGCGGGGGGAGGUUGCCAUUGAUAGAGACCACGAGCUCUCCUCCAAGCCACCGCUCCGCUCUGCAGGAGCCUCCUGAGUCCUGACCCUGCUUGCUGCCCCCCUGGAUCUCGGCCCUGCCCGCUGCCAUUGCCUCUGCCGCCACCCUCCCUGGCCACCCACCUACCCACUGCUCUACGACCACGGCCACACUUGUCUCCAGCCGCUCGGAUUGGAUCGCCUCGGCUCGAGCCCCGUCCGCGCGUCAGCAACUGGGUUCUCUUGAUAAGGGACUAGAGAUUGGACUGUUGAGUGGAGUUGGGGAUGGAGAAGAGGGGUGGCACUCCAUCGCCGUCGCCGAGGUCGACGGAGAAGUCCGGAAAGGACUUGACGAGGUCGGGGGACGCCAACGGCGGCGCGAGCGCCGGCGGCAACGCCACCCCGAAAGGCGACAAGGAGAAGGGAGUCAAUGUGCAGGUCAUCCUUAGAUGCAGGCCACUGAGUGAAGAUGAGACAAAGGGGAAUACUCCGGUGGUGAUAUCGUGCAACGAGCGCCGCCGGGAGGUCGCCGCCACUCAGGUCAUCGCCAAUAAGCAGAUUGACCGGACUUUCGCCUUCGACAAGGUCUUUGGCCCGUCAUCAAAGCAGAAGGACUUGUUUGAACAAUCCAUCUCACCAAUAGUGCAUGAGGUCCUUGAGGGCUAUAAUUGCACAAUUUUUGCCUAUGGGCAAACCGGUACCGGCAAAACCUAUACAAUGGAAGGAGGUGGAACCAGAAAGGCCAAGAGUGGUGAGCUCCCAACUGAUGCUGGAGUUAUCCCGAGGUCCGUCAGGCAAAUUUUCGACAUCCUUGAGGCCCAGUGCGCGGAGUACAGCAUGAAAGUCACCUUUCUUGAGCUUUACAAUGAAGAGAUCACUGAUUUGUUGGCUCCUGAUGAGCCAAGGUUCCCUGUGUUACCUGUCCCUGAGGACAAGAAUAAAAAGCCCAUUGCCCUUAUGGAAGAUGGCAAGGGUGGUGUUUUUGUUAGAGGGCUUGAAGAGGAGGUUGUGUACUCUGCUGGCGAAAUCUACAAGAUUCUUGACAAGGGCUCUGCAAAGAGGCGCACCGCAGAGACAUUGCUGAACAAGCAAAGCAGCAGGUCACACUCCAUAUUCUCAAUCACAAUUCACAUCAAGGAAUUGACUCAUGAGAGCGAGGAGAUGAUCAAAAUUGGGAAGCUUAAUCUCGUCGAUCUAGCUGGUUCAGAAAAUAUAUCACGCUCAGGUGCUAGAGAUGGCAGAGCGAGAGAGGCUGGGGAGAUCAACAAGAGUUUGCUCACACUUGGCCGUGUUAUUAAUGCUCUAGUCGAGCACUCUGGACAUGUCCCAUAUAGAGAUAGCAAGCUGACAAGAUUAUUGCGAGAUUCAUUGGGAGGGAAAACAAAGACUUGCAUUAUUGCUACAAUAUCACCUUCGGUAUAUUGCUUGGAAGAGACGUUGAGCACACUCGAUUAUGCACAUCGUGCAAAAAAUAUCAGGAACAAACCCGAGGUGAACCAAAAGAUGAUGAAAUCUGCUGUCAUCAAGGACCUUUACUCCGAAAUUGACCGCCUUAAACAAGAAGUGUUUGCGGCAAGAGAGAAAAAUGGUAUAUACAUUCCAAGAGAGCGCUACCUCCAAGAGGAAGCUGAGAAAAAGGCCAUGACAGAAAAAAUAGAAAAACUGGGAGUUGAUCUAGAGGCUAGGGAUAAGCAAUUGGUGGAACUAAAAGAACUUUAUGAUGCUCAAAUGCUUUUGAGUGCAGAGUUGGGCGAAAAACUCGAGAAAACUCAGAAAGAUCUGGAGGACACCAGGCAUGCUCUGCAUGAUUUAGAAGAAAAAUACAGUGAAGCAAAGUCUACUAUCAAAGAAAAGGAAUUUGUAAUAUCUAAUCUUCAGAACUCAGAAAAAUCACUGGUAGACUGUGCCUAUAAUCUCCGCGCAGAAUUAGAAAACGCUGCAGCAGAUGUUUCUGGUCUAUUCUCCAAAAUAGAGCGUAAAGACAAAAUAGAAGAUGGAAACAGGUCACUUGUGCAGAGAUUUAGAUCUCAACUGACCCAGGAGCUUGAUGCCUUGCAUAAAACCGUCUCCACUUCAGUGAUGCAGCAGGAGGAUCACCUCAAAGAAAUGGAAGAUGAUAUGCAGUCCUUCGUAUCUUCAAAAGAUGAGGCUGCACAAGGGCUAAAGGAGAGCAUACAAAACCUGAAAGCCCUGCAUGGUUCAGGUAUUACAGCGCUGGAUAAUUUAGCAGGCGAAAUUGACAUGAAUUCUCAGACAACAUUUGAGAAACUGAACUCACAAGUACAAUCACACACAUCAGAUCUUGAGAAAUGUUUCGGAGUAAUUGCUUUGGGAGCAGACAACUUGUUAAAUGAGCUUCAGUGUAGCCUUUCGAAACAAGAAGAGCGAUUAGCCCACUUCGCAAACAAGCAGCGGGAGGGACACCUAAGAGCCGUGGAAGCGUCACGGUCCAUCUCAAAUAUUACUGUUGGUUUCUUCCAUUCACUGGAUGUUCAUGCAUCUAAACUUACUAGUAUUUUGGAAGAAACACAAGGUGUGCAAGAUCAACAACUUAUUGAUCUUGAGAAGAAAUUUGAGGAGUGUGCAGCUAAUGAAGAAAAGCAACUUAUAGAAAAGGUGGCAGAGAUGCUUGCAAUUUCUAAUGCAAGAAAGAAGAAGCUAGUCCAAACGGCUGUAGGUGACCUUCGAGAGAGCGCUGUAAACAGGACAGGUCAGCUGCAGAAAGAAAUUUCAACAGCACAGGACUUCACCUCAUCCGUACGGGAAAAGUGGGGCUUUUACAUGGAAGAAACGGAGAAUAAUUACAUUGAAGAUACCACUGCAGUCGACAGUGGACGGUCUUGCUUGGCAGAAGUUCUUGUGGAAUGCAAAACUAAGACGGGCAUGGGUGCACAACAAUGGAAGAAUGCUGAGGAUUCUCUCUUCAGCCUUGGCAAAGGAAAUGUUGAAUCAGUAGAUAGCAUAGUCAGGACCGGGAGAGAAGCCAACCAAUUGCUGCGUUCCAAAUUGUCUGCCGCAGUAUCGACUACCCUUGAAGAUAUAGAUGUAGCAAACAAGGCUCUUCUUUCUUCCAUUGACAGCUCGCUGAAGGUUGACCAUGAGGCGUGCGCAAACAUUGUCUCCGUUCUCACCCCGUGCCACGGGGAAAUGACGGAGUUGAAGGGUGCGCAUUACCACAAGGUCGUGGAGAUAACCGGAAAUGCGGGGAAAUGCCUAGAGGAAGAAUACCUGGUGGAUGAACCGUCGUGUUCAACGCCAAGGAGGCGGGAAAUCGACCUUCCAAGCGCCGAGUCGAUUGAGGAGCUGCGGACCCCAGACUACGACGAGCUCCUCAGGUCGUUCCGCGAGUCGAGGGCUGGAUGGAGGCAGGCGAACGGAGACACGAAACACCUCCCGGAGGCGCAAGAAGAAUCUACAUCACCAUCGUCGGUCAGGGAUGCGAGGGUCCCCCUUAUAGCAAGAAAUUAGAUUCAUCCAGAUCAUCCUGUACAAAGGAGCCAUUUGUUUAGUUUUACCAUUUACCCAGUUGGUUUGCUGUUGAUAGUGCCAUCCAUUUGAUUAAUUGCUAUUGUCGGUUGAGGGGUUUGCUGUUCUUAGGCUGGUCACCAGUGAAGAGUAUGUGUACUUACUACUGCAUCAGUGUAUCUCAUGUAAUAUAUAUGUAUUUACAUAGGCAACACAGUGAAAGAAUAAUAUUUUUGAGCACCAAGGGAAGACUCAUUGAGCUGAA